Amborella trichopoda is the source of this 4678-nucleotide messenger RNA. RefSeq names its product mediator of RNA polymerase II transcription subunit 33A. Gene Ontology annotation, cellular component: mediator complex. Gene Ontology annotation, biological process: regulation of phenylpropanoid metabolic process. The record is from RefSeq and is a predicted model, not a curated record. NCBI's taxonomy places the organism in Eukaryota, Viridiplantae, Streptophyta, Magnoliopsida, Amborellales, Amborellaceae.
GCGAGAGAGAGAGAGCGAGCGCUGGUUUUUGGCCAGUAGCUAUUUAUAGAGAGGGAGGGAGAAUGGUAUAUGCUCAAAGAACUGGUUUCUGGCCAUUAGAGAUUUAAAGGUGGUGAGAAAGUGAAGAAGGGGACCUGGUUUAGAGAGAGAAAGAGAGAGAGAGAGAGAGCUGGUUUUCGGCCAUUAGCGAUUUAUAGAGAGAGAGGGAGAAUGGUAUAUGUUCAAAGAACUGGUUUCUGGCAAUUAGAGAUUUAGAGGUGGUGAGCAGGUGAAGGAGGGGACCUGGCUUCUUCUCCCUCCUCUAACAUGGAGGACCAAAUUUCUGGUAUUUUGAGGCAUUCUCUUGAACGCAAAGACCCACCAUUAAUUUGGGCCAUGGAGGUUAGCAGCGCUUUGCAAGAGAGUGGUGUGGGGCUUCCUAGUUCAGAGUUAGGGCACUUACUGGUCUCUCACCUUUGUUGGGCUAACAAUACUCCUCUUUUAUGGAAAUACAUAGAGCACGCGGUGAGCUCUCAGCUCGUUUCUUCUCUGCAACUCCUUGCUUUGCUCACUUCCAGGGUGAUUCCUCAAAGGCUGAAUCAACCAGAGGCUUACAGGCUAUAUCUCGAGCUUGUUAGCAGAUAUGCCUUUUCAUUUCUCUCAACAAAAGCGGCGCCAUGUAAGGAAAAGAUUUUGAAAUCUGUAGAUGAUACCCUUCAACUUUCACAUAUAUUUGGGGUCAAAGUAGUGGAGCUUGGACAAGCGGUGGUAUUGUUCCUAUUUAGUGUUAUCUCUACUUUGGUGGAUUGCACGUUAGAAGAUUGGGGAUUGCAAGGGACGGCUAGAGAGAAGAACGGACUAUAUGGGACAGCUGGAGCUGGAGACAUGGAUAUAGAUGUUAAAGGGAAUAUUAAAGGGAAUAAAAAUGAUAGAUUGCUUGAGCACCGUGAUCAUCUGCGGAGUAUGAAUUCUUAUGCGGCCAUUGAAGUGGUUGGGAAGCUGUUUGAAAGCAAAAAAUCAUCGGUCUUGCUUCGGCUCGUGCAUCAUAACUUGCCUGAAAAGUACCGUGGUUUGCUACAGAGACUACAGUAUCUCGAAGCCCAUAAAUCAAAAUUGCCAAACAUGAAAGUGGGGACUCCUCUAAUCGGGAAGUUGUCUGGAGCCCUGCAGAGGGUCCUAGAGCGGGAAAACCAAUUGAAUAAGUGUCAAGUUAUCAGAGCCAUGAUUGAUAUUGGGUGUUCUAACUCAGUAUUGCGCCAUAAUUUUGGAGUUGCUCAUUCGGCUUCUUGGAUUUCUUUUGAUCUUUAUAUGGAGAAUGUAAUGGAUGGGAAACAGCUACCAGCAACGUCGGCUAUUGAGAUACUAUCAGAACUAAUCAAAACACUCAAAGUGAUGAACCGAGCUAGCUGGCAAGAGACAUUUCAAAGUCUAUGGAUUUCUGCUCUGCGCCUUGUGCAACGAGAGCGUGACCCACUAGAAGGCCCAGUACCCCAUCUAGAUGCUCGAUUAUGCGUUCUUCUGUCUAUUACACCCCUUGCUGCUGCUCGUGUCAUUGAGGAAGACAUGGAAGACUCUUCACUUAUUAAUGGUGGUGUAACCCAAAAUUCAGGAACCACUGAUGAGCAUGGAAAGGAUGGGAACUUACCUACUUCGAGAAGGCAAGGAUUGAUUUCUUCUCUUCAGGUAUUAGGGCAGUUUUCUGGGCUCCUAUUGCCUCCUCCCUCUGUUGUGCCUGCUGCUAACCUCGCAGCUGCAAAAGCAGCGGGAUUUGUUUCUGACAGUUUUAAUGGAGCCAGCCGUAGUGAUACCUCAGUUAAAGCAGUUGGGGACAUGCGUCACCUAAUUGUUGAAGCUUGUAUUGCGAGAAAAUUGAUCGACACAUCAGCAUAUUUCUGGCCUGGUUUUGUUGGUAGAUCGGUUACUCCACCACGGCCAGACACCACACUGCCUCCAGUAUCUCCUUGGUCUGCCUUCAUGAAAGGAGAUCCAUUGAAUACUCUGAAAUAUGCAUUGAGCAUGACUCCUGCUGCAAGUUUAGCAGAACUUGAGAAAAUCUAUCAUAUUGCCUUAACUGGAGCAGAAGAGGAAAGGAUAGCUGCAGCUAGAAUUCUCUGUGGUGCUUCUCUCAUUCGUGGAUUUAAUAUUCAGGAACAUGUAGUGCGGUUUGUGGUGAAGCUUCUGUCCCCUCCUGCACCACCGGACUUCACUGGACCUGGAAGUCACUUGGUUUCUUAUACAUCCAUGUUGCAGGCAGUCCUUUUUGGACUGUCCUCAAUUGACACUGUCCAUAUCCUUUCUUUGUACGGCGUGAUUCCUGAAGUUGCAGCUGCUUUAAUGCCCAUCAGUGAGACGUUUGGGACUCUGAUGCCUGCAUCUGACCCUAAACCAAGCGGUGGAGAAGAAAAUCCAGCUUAUAUGGUUUUCUCCUGUGCAUUUCUCUUUCUACUUCGGUUAUGGAAGUUCUAUCGACCCCCUCACGAGCACUACAUAGUAGGACGCGGCCCUCCUCUUUUCUCUGGACUCACUUUAGAGUAUCUUCUAUUACUCCAUAAUGGUCGAGUUGCUUCCAAUGCAACGAAGGGGACCAAUGAGAAAACUGGAAAGAGAGAGAACCAACAUUCAAUUUAUAUCGACUCAUUUCCAAAACUAAGAGCUUGGUAUCGCCAAAAUCAAGCUUGUAUAGCUUCAACACUUUCUGGACUAUGCAGUGGGAAUCCAGUGCACCAGGUUGCCAAUAAGAUUCUCAGUAUGAUUUAUAAGAAGAUGAAUAAAGGUGGGGUUAAUGGUCCAAACACCCCUUCGAGUGGGAGCUUGAGUGGGUCACCAAGGAAUGGAGAAGACAGUGGUCAGAGGCCCAUGAUUCCAGCAUGGGAGGUGCUUGAGGCUAUUCCCUUUGUGCUGGAGGCCGUGCUCACAGCAUGUGCUCAUAGAAAGCUUUCAUCUCGGGAUUUGACGACGGGCUUGAGGGACCUGGUGGACUUUCUGCCGGCUUCUAUUGGGACCAUUAUAAGCUACUUCUCUGCGGAGGUUUCUCGUGGUAUUUGGAAGCCUGUUGCCAUGAAUGGAACAGACUGGCCUAGUCCUGCUGCAAACCUUCUCUCUAUCGAAGCUGAAAUGAAGGAAAUUCUUGCUGCUACCGGUGUUGAGCUCCCCAGUUCUUAUUCAGGUGGGCUCGCCCAGAUGACGCUCCCUCUCCCCAUGGCUGCGCUGGUGAGCCUGACCAUCACAUUUAAGCUAGACAAGAGCCUCGAAUUCAUUCACAGUGUUGUGGGCCCUGCCCUCGAGAGUGCUGCCUCUGGUUGCCCCUGGCCCAGCAUGCCCAUCAUAGGGGCAUUAUGGGCACAAAAAGUGCGGCGAUGGCAUGACUUCAUCGUAUUCUCAUGCUCCCGCUCUGUCUUCAAGCAAGACAAGGAUGCUAUCUUUCAGCUCCUUAAGAGCUGCUUCUCUGCCUUUUUGGGCCCCUCGGGCCUGGUGGGCCUAGGUGGGGUUGGCGCAUUAGUGGGAAAUGGCGUUGCCAAUCGUGCAUCAUGGGGGGGUCGCAUGCCCGUGGCCCCUGGCUUCCUCUUCCUACGCACUUGUCGAACCAUACACAACGUCUCCUUCGUGACCGAAGCCAUCUUGAAGCUCGUUGUUGAGACUGCCCGGGAUCUCUCGAAGCUGCCUGAGCCACUGAUUGGAUCAUCCCAACGGCUCAGAUCGUGCCAGGUGUCACUUUCUGGCACGGCAGCCAGCGUGAGGGAGGCGGCAAUGCUAGGGGCGAGCCUGCUGUGCCUGGCAGGUGGGCCACAGCAAGUGCAGUUGCUCUAUGAAGAGACUCUGCCCACCUGGCUCCUCUCUGGCGGGCCUAGAGCCAUGGGACCACAGGCACGUCGACCCAUCUUAGAGGGCUAUGCAAUGGCCUACUUAUUGGUUUUGUGCGGGUGCUUCAUGUGGGGUCCCACAGAGGAGUCGGGGCCUCCGGGCAUUGCGAUGGUGCGAAGGCGUGCCCGUGCAAGAGUGGUGGGGAGGCACAUGGAGUUUUUGGGUGGGGCCCUUGAUGGGGAGAUAUCGUCAUCAAUGAUGGAGUGGGUGAGGGCAUACGUAGUGUCCUUUCUUGCGGUGGUGGUGAGGAUGGUGCCGUGGUGGAUCAGCGAGGUAGAGAGCGAUGUGGUGAGGAGGGUGGCAGAUGGUUUGAGGGGUUUGGGGGAGGGGGAGCUUGCACUCGCAUUGUUGGAAAGAGGAGGGCUGGGGGCUAUGAGCUGUGCCGCUGAGAUGUUCAUGACCGGGCCAUAGAUUAGGGUGGAGAGAGAGAGAGACAGAGUGCUCUAUGGCGCUGUGCAGUUAGUGAGCAUCAAACAACAUACAUGAGAGAGAGAGAGAGCUCCAAUGCCUCACAUGAAAUCAGCGAUGUGUUCAUGUGUUCUGCAUCUGCUCAUGUAACUUCUAAUACCAAAGAGAGAGAGCGAUCUUUCGGUACUGAGGCAGUUUUGUAAAACACACAUGGUUUUGUUCUCUGUUCCCAUGUACUCUCUUUUUGGGCCAAGUUAAUUACAAUUUAUGUAUGUAUUAUUUGAUAUUCAGAUCGUGGUCUUGGCCAAACAUCCUUUCUUUGAGAUUUGGUAUUGAAUAUUGGUCCAUUUACACGGUUGUGGGACUGGGAAAUGUGUCGGCAACUUGUAAAUUUAGCAGAGAGACAAUAAAUCUCAGCCCUUCGUAGUCA